Molecule: messenger RNA, 303 nt
Organism: Macrosteles quadrilineatus (aster leafhopper)
Lineage: Eukaryota; Metazoa; Arthropoda; Insecta; Hemiptera; Cicadellidae
Product: cuticle protein 5-like
Exons: 2
Coding region: 1-303 (100 amino acids)
Source: RefSeq, a predicted model, not a curated record
AUGGUCAUCAUGGAGACAUUAGACACUCACGAGGUGGCCGCUGCUAAGGCUGAGCAUUUCGCCGCCGUAGCCAAGGCCAAGGUUUACGGAGGCUACGGUGACCACUACAGUGGCAGAUACGCCUCAGACUACGGUGCCGACCAUGGACACUCUCAUCAUGGGGCGCCUUACUACGGACCCCUCGCCAAGCCCGUGGUGCUCAAGUCCGGAUACCUGGCAGACACUCACGAGGUCGCUGCCGCCAAGGAAUAUCAUCUGCAGGCUAUUCAUAAUGUUGUGCAUCCCCUGGCAUCCAUCGUUUAA